Molecule: messenger RNA, 1210 nt
Organism: Nylanderia fulva
Lineage: Eukaryota; Metazoa; Arthropoda; Insecta; Hymenoptera; Formicidae
Product: CDAN1-interacting nuclease 1
Source: RefSeq, a predicted model, not a curated record
UUUGUGAUUUUCAUGCGUAUAAACAAUAAAUUAGUACAGUUAUAUCUCUUUCAGCAAAUUUUAUUUUUUAAUAUAAAAUAUAAAUAAAAUAUACAAGAUGAAAACCGAAAUGUAUAAUGAGAUAACAACAACAAUUCGUAAUUUUCGAGGGUUGUCGAAAGAUUGUGCCAAGAUGUUGAAGGAAAAAUAUAUUGACAUCCAUCCUAACACACUGUACAGCAUUUUAUCUUUGGAAGUGCAACAAAAAAUGAAAGUCAAUCAUAUCAAAUUAUUUGGAAAUAAUAAAAGUUAUUACGAGAGCUACUUGGAGGCUGUACAGAAUGGGGAACCAACAGGUGUUUUGUUGAGGAUAGCGAAAGAUAUUGACGCUGCACCUGCCUUAUUAGCACGUAACGUCUUGGAGAAAUAUUGCAUAUGUAACAAUGCAAAUGUUUCGAAAACCUUAAUUACCAAGCUGUUCAAGGACACUACGCUCAUUGAAGAUAAAGAUCUCGCCUAUGAAAUUUACUUGUGUAUAUUAUAUGAUGACUUAUAUGGUCCUAUAGCUGAUGCAAUGGGAAAUUGCAUAGGACAAGAAUAUGAAAUAAAACUUCAAGAUUGUUUAAUACAGAGAAACAUUGCAUUCCGUAAUGAAGAACACUUACGAUUACGAGGAUAUGAUAAGACUCCAGACAUCAAACUGGAAGUUCCAAUUGCAGUGAAUGGCUAUGUAAUAAAUUGGAUUGAAUCCAAGGCACGAUUUGGUAACAUGGAAGUUCAUCAAAAAUAUAUAAAGGAACAAUUCUUAAGUUAUUGGAAUAGAUUCGGAUCUGGACUUGUUAUUUAUUGGUUUGGAUUUCUUGAGAGUCUGAACAAAUCGACUGAAAAAAGUUUAUAAUAAUGGAUCACUUUCCCGAAAAUAUUACAUACAUGGAUCCGGCUUGUAUAAAGCCUGCAAAUAGUACAUAAUAUUAUAUAAUCGUAUUUAUCAUAGUUAUUUUUAAAACGACAUAAUUUGUAAAUACAAAUUUUUUGACGAGAUGUCUACCAUGAAUUAACAUUCUAUUCUAUUUCUGACUUUUGUUAAACAGAUCAAAAUAUUGUUUUAUAUGUUGAUUAUAUAAUCACACUUAUUAUGAUUAAAAUAUUCAGUUUUCUUAUUGUUAAACUUUCUUUUUACGUUUGUCAGAUAUUGUAUAGAUGAAUAAAUAAAUCAAACUACAAAAUCAAA